AUGACCGGAAAGGAAAAGUCAUAUCAGGAUGAAGGAAGAUCAUUCGCAACGAGUAAACGAUGUUUACGUUACGUAUUUGCGAAGUUUACACAGACGGAUGAAUGUUCUACAUCUAAUUUAAAAAGCUGCAAUAUUCAACUGGUGUUCCAAAGUGAGAGCUUACAAAAUCAGUCGAUAUUGAGAGGAUACGGUGCCUCGAGUGUCCUAAUUAUAUCACUUGGCAUCAGUUCAAGAUGGAGUGAGCAGGAUGGGUGGGGUUUCGUCAUCACUGGUCAGUGUAGUGGUCAGCAGGCACGCGGGGCGGUGCGGCGGCGGAAGUUGGCUUCAGUGGUGGUGGGCAUGAUUGGGGGGGAGGGUGUGUGAGUGAGUCUUCGUUCUGUCAUAGGUAUGGAAGAGUAUCUUACGUGUGUC
Molecule: messenger RNA, 411 nt
Organism: Loa loa (African eye worm)
Lineage: Eukaryota; Metazoa; Nematoda; Chromadorea; Rhabditida; Onchocercidae
Exons: 2
Coding region: 1-363 (120 amino acids)
Source: RefSeq, a predicted model, not a curated record